Molecule: messenger RNA, 925 nt
Organism: Nicrophorus vespilloides
Lineage: Eukaryota; Metazoa; Arthropoda; Insecta; Coleoptera; Silphidae
Exons: 6
Source: RefSeq, a predicted model, not a curated record
UAGUAUUAAAAUCAUUUAAAUCUCGUAUAUUUAAAGGAAAUGUAUAAUAAUAUGUUGUACAAUGUGCGCAAGAUCUUCAAAUUUACAUGCGUGUUGUGUGUAUGCAUGGAAAUGUUAUUUAGUUCAAAGCUUCUCUUGGGGGUAGUUAAAGUUAACAUAUAAAAUGCUCCUAAUUUCCAUGCUAAUAAUAACAUAUUUCUCAAUUGGAGCAUCCUCUGUGCAGAUCAAUUAUAUCAAAGUCCCGCCGUCAGUGCGUAACAAUACGAAUCGCCCUGUGAUCUUGGACUGCAAUUACUCGGUUCGUCCUGAUGACACAGAUCUCGUGGUCAAAUGGCUUUUGAACGACGAAGUCGUUUACCAGUGGAUACCACCGAAACUUCCGCAGAGUUUGGGCGUUCUGAAAGAUCGCAUCGACUUAUCUUAUGCAGCCACCAACAAUCCGAACACGGUUCACCGGGCGAUCAAAAUUAAUAAUCCCAUCACUUCGAUUGAGGGAGAGUACAAAUGUUUCGUGUCGACGUUCGCCGAUGAAGAUUUCAGUGCUAAAGUUAUGAUCAUUUUCGAACCUGAAAAAUCUUUGGAUAUGUACGAAAACAAACCCAGUCGCAGUAAAAUUAAUUUCACGUGCAUGGCUUCCAAGGUGUACCCGAAACCCAAGUUGUCGCUCUACAGGGACAAAAAGAACGACGUUAUAAAUAAGAAUCCGUUGGAAGCGAUUGAAUGGGACACAGUUCGACAUCAAGAGGAUGGAAGAUUCUCUUCGUUCAUAGUUGCUACCGCCAAUUUGGACGAUCUGGAUCCGGGCGAUCUGAUCAAUUGCGAAUUACGUAUACCCAUGACUGGUUAUGUCAAGAGGAAGAGUCUUAUUUACUAUCCUUUAGAAAUGACAACAAGAAAUUGUGUAUUAAGUUUUAAAAUGAACUUA